GAACCGCAAGCGCAGCGAGCUAGAACGCCACAAAAUCGGCGACGGAGAAAUCGCGAGAUCGGCAGAAUAUAGUAUCAAGUGUAGUUGAGUCGAGUCGAGUCGAGUGCGAGUGCCGGUGAAAAUACAGUCCUCAGCUUUUCCCCAUUUUUGUGCCAUUGGGUUCAAGUGUUCAAACGCCAAAAGUGCAAGUGUAUCCCCAUUAUAGGUUGCUGCUCUAAGGUAAAAAUAUUUAAGUAAUCUUGGGGGACUCACAGGCGGCGACAUAAAGCCAUUUUAUCUGUUCGCAAACCAGCGCAGCCAUGGAUUUUAGAAAGCAUUUGGGUUUAAUGACACUCGUCCUAGUCGCCGUACUCGCGUUUUACGGUCGCCCAGCGGACGCCUGCAGCUGCGAGCGGAUGCACCCACAGAAGCACUACGCCCGGGCGGACUAUGUUGUGCAGCUGCGAGUCCUUCGCAAAUCAGACACCAUCGAGCCGGGCAAGACCACCUACAAAGUUCAUAUCAAACGCACCUACAAGGCAACUCCCGAGGCACGUCAUAUGCUGCGCGAUGGUCGCCUUGCCACGCCCCGCGAUGAUGGCAUGUGCGGGAUCAAGCUGGAACUCGGCAAGAUCUAUAUCGUAGCGGGCAGACUGCCGAUGCUGAACAUUUGCAGCUACUACAAGGAGUACACCAAGAUGACCAUCACGGAGCGCCAUGGCUUCAGCGGCGGCUAUGCCAAGGGUAGCAGUUGCGAAGUAAUUCCCUGCUACGGAACGAGUUGCUUUAGGUUCCACCCUCAUGCGGAUGAGUGCAAGUGGUCGCCAAAUGGAAAAUGCGAGACGGAAUACAGCGUCUGCGUGCCGCAUACAAGGCAGACGGACAAUGGAGUGAUUUCUCGGUGCCGCUGGCGACGCACGCAGAUGUACAAAAAGUGCCUGAGCUAUCCGUAAUGCUAUCAGUUUUAUCCCUACAGUCCGCUCCCUUGUUAUGCUACCGUUUUUCUCUGUCCAGAGCUUUAAUACGUACGUUAUGCCUAAUGUGUUAUUGAUUAAUUGAUGCUUUUGAACUUGUAACCGGCUCUGUAGCAGCUACUUAAUUAGUGUCUAG
Molecule: messenger RNA, 1089 nt
Organism: Drosophila rhopaloa
Lineage: Eukaryota; Metazoa; Arthropoda; Insecta; Diptera; Drosophilidae
Gene: Timp
Product: tissue inhibitor of metalloproteinase
Exons: 5
Coding region: 300-932 (210 amino acids)
Biological process (GO): negative regulation of membrane protein ectodomain proteolysis; negative regulation of endopeptidase activity
Cellular component (GO): extracellular matrix
Molecular function (GO): metalloendopeptidase inhibitor activity; protease binding
Source: RefSeq, a predicted model, not a curated record